UUCGAAGCGCGAGAAAAGGCGCAACUUUAAAUAUUUUUAGUGUAAUGAAUGAUUUGAUUUGCAAUGGGCCGAAUUAUUUCUGUUUGUACUAUACAUAGCGUCGCGCACAGUGUAGCAAACUUAGCGCCUCGGAAAAAUGGCGGACUGCUCGUAUUCGCGAUGUAUCCAACAGAAGCGAUAUAUUAGAAGAGAGCUACAAAGAUGGACAAAAAAUAUGGUGUAUAUAGUGGGGCUGGAAAGGAUCGCUGAAGAGUUGAUGGGUCGAAGGAAAUGGAAACUGUAUCAAGAGUCGAGAAAUUACUUGCAACCUAUAAACAACAACGUGGAAAAGAUAAGGACGCACGAGGACAAUAUAAAGUAUCAGCGAUAUUUCAAGAAGCAAGAGGAACUAGUAGAUAUAGAAGACGAUUUGAAAAAGGAGUACAGGAUAAAACAGGAAGACGCGGACGAGCAACCCCAGGAUUGGUCGCCGCAAAGCAAGUGUUAUUUUUGUAUAGACGGCAAACUGGAUAGUGAAAAUAAUACGAGUCAAGGGGCGCUGAGUCCCCGACAGACCGAUUCGGACUCGACCGAUAGUCAUAGCGAUUCUGAGAUACCGCCAACACUAACGCCACCUACCAGAUUAUUGAAUAAUAAUCACAAUAUGACCGCGAUGGCAGCUUUGGCCUCCGCAGUGGCGGCGCUCUCAGGAAACCCCCCCGCAACACCGACGCCACCCCUGUCCUUCUACAAUCCAAAUCUCAUACCUCCGAAUUGGUACCUCGCGAAUAUGACGCGCAAUUAUCAACCGGAAAGGGUGGCGGAAAUAGAGAAGACGACCGGCGAGCAGCCCCUAGAUCUCAGCUCGAAGGGGAUGAGCAGCGCCGGCAGUCCCGUCGAAAUCAAACCCGCGCCGAAUAUGAGGCUACCCACGUUGGACACCAAACAGAUUUUCAAUUCUGAUUUUAGAGCGAAGCCUCGAGUGUCGACGAUUGCAGGAAGGCGAACGUAUACCGAAGACGAACUACAAGCGGCCUUAAGAGAUAUCCAGUCGGGAAAAUUGGGCACGAGACGAGCUGCCGUCAUUUAUGGUAUUCCCCGAUCGACCUUGCGAAAUAAGGUUUAUAAACUCGCGAUGGAAAGAGAGAGGGAAUUGCACAUAAACACGACGGUGCCCUUAAAACUGGAGGAAGAAGAGGUGAUAGACGAGGAAAAGGAGUUAUCGGGCGCCGAAGAGGAGAAGGAGGUGGAAAAAGCCUUACAAGCACCUUUAUUAUCGAUGGCCGACAUUUUGAGGUUUUCUAAUUUAGAUAAUCAAGAAGCGUUAAAAACUCUUUUGCAAAGGGGUAAAGAGGGUUCGGACUCUUGGACGGGUUUAGAUCAUAGUGCGAUGGGACCUUAUAUACAGAACUUGUUAUUAACCUCCGGUGUUAACUUUCAAAGUCAAAAGCCUACCGAAAAAGACGCGUUGUUAUCAGAGUGCAUCAAGAGAUUAUCAUCCGAUGAUAGGUAUAAAAAUAACGGCGAGGCAAGGACGAGUCCAAGCUCGGUGGUUACGAAAGUGGAGAAGUGUAGGUCGGAAUCGUCCGACAUGGAAACGGACGAAUCGCCCUCAAAUGUGAUACUUAAAAUUCCGUCCUUCAAACCGACUACCAGUAAAAAUGGGAACGACUUCUACAGAUCUGACUCUGUGCCGAUCGUUUCGCCGCCUGUAACUAGUGAAUCGGGAUCUCCACCGAUCUUGCCCGGUAAAGGAAUGACGUUAAAAGACGUUAAGGACGUAAUAGCAAAAAGUAUUAGUCAAAAAUUCCAACAAACUCCCGAACCAAUUCGAAUGCCGCCCAUAAUGGAGAUGGAUUACAAGCGAACAGGUUUUACGCCUCCCAUGGUCGGCAUGCCGCAGAUGAAAAAUCAACACGAUCUCCCCAGGCCUUAUCCGCAUCUUCACCAGAAACCUCCCCAAAAUCCAUCGACGUCCGGUACGACGGGCGGAAAAGGUACCCGACCGAAAAGGGGAAAGUAUCGUAAUUAUGAUCGAGAUAGCUUGGUGGAAGCGGUCCGCGCGGUGCAACGAGGGGAAAUGUCCGUGCAUAGGGCGGGAAGCUACUAUGGCGUACCUCAUUCCACCUUAGAAUACAAGGUGAAAGAACGGCAUUUGAUGCGUCCCAGAAAAAGAGACCCGAAACCAAAUCCAGUAGACGAAAAAUUGGCGUCGCUAAAACAAAACGAUUUGCGAAUGGCCGCCGCCGCCGGUGGUGUAGAUAAAAUGAAACCCGUAAUGAAGCCUCCCCAACCUAAAUUCCCACCAACCUCCCCAAACGGAAUGAAAUUGCCCAUGUUCGAUCCGAGCAUGGCUCCAUUAGGCUACAACCCGCCACCGUUUCCCUUCUGGCCGCACCCAGGCUUUUCUCACAUUCCCUUGGAGUACGGCAGAAGUCCGUCGACGUCGUCAUUUCCGCCGAACCCCGAAUUUUUCACAACGCAAAUGAUACAAAAGAUCCAAGACGACGUGAGAACGCACCCGAACGUACCUCCCUCGCCGGCAGGCUGCCCCCCACCCCUGCCGAAAAAUGCCCGUCACAUUGCGGAAUCGCUUCUCGACGGCACGGGAUCGAACGGCUCAUUUCUGGACGGCAUCAUCCGAUCGAGUCUGGAGUCGGGCGUUCCCGGUAGUGACGACAAGGCGAUCAAAGACGACAAGAGCCUAACGCCGGAGAACAUGUCGAACAAAGCGCUUUUGGAUCAACUUUGCCGCAACAGUCGCCUUACGCCCCUCCCGAAACCGAACGUGUCCGAAUCGAACAGUUCGGGCGACGAAAACUACCGCAGAACGAUCAGCCCCGCGAAUUUCAGCGUAAAGGAGGAGACCGGCGAGAGUUCUCCGAAACGAUACGACGCCGACCUUCACACGAUAGAGCUCUCGAACGACUCUAUGGACUCGGUCGAGCGAAACUGUAACGAAGAGGACUCGAUUCCUCCCGCUAGAAUAUACUUAAAGCAAGAUUUAGUUAACCCCGACAAUUUGAAGCCGGAGAUGCUAGUGCGUUUUCGAGACGUUUUAGACGUUGAACGGAACGGGGAUUCGACGAUAGGAAGUGCCUCAGAAUCGGACGUGGCUCAAGACUGACAUCUACCUAAUGUAAGUGCGAGAUAUUUGUACUGAAAAGUGAGUACUCGAUUGUAAUUGUUGUUGAAGCGUUUCCAUAGUGUUUGGAAGCAUUUGGUUGUUGUAAGAAAAACGAGGUCGAUGACGGUAUUUGUUGAUUUAGUCGUUGUUUCUCAAUUGUUUUUUGUUGGUUAGCGUCAGAGUUCGACUGGGUCAAGCCUUGCGAGUCGCAGAGCGAGUACCUAACCCAGUUCAACUCUGGUUAGCGUAGCGCGCGACUUUAACUAAGUGUUUCGGUAGCAUCAAAGCAGAUCCUCACCUAAACCGAUGAGCAAUGAGUGUUUCGGACUCUAAAAGGUGUUAAAAAAAAAUUUGUCAUAAUUCUAUGUUUGCUGUUCAGUGUUUUGGCAUAUACCAAACUGUAGUAGUCAGUGUUGUAUUUUGUAUGUGUCUUCAACGUUGCGUAUACCUCAAAAUCUGUAUAAAAUCUGUAUAAUAAUAAUAAUAUUCACUCGUACUUCAUACAGACUGCUUUGAUGUGGAUAUAUCGAAAACCCUCGGGAUUGUCCCAGAAUUGAAAAAUUAUCUAUCUGUGAUUUAUUCAAAAUUUUUGAUGUAUAUUUUCUCUAAAAAUAUCUUAAAAUAUUAUAAUAUAAAUUUUAAACAAUUAGAGGUAGGUAACUAAAUAUUAAAAUAGGUUCGGUGGGAAUUUAUCAUGUCCGAAGCUCAAUUCGUUUAUCGACAUGUUGAACUACCACCUUAGUUUUUGUUUUCAUAUGACAAUGAAGUGCAAUUAGAUGGUAUAUACAUACAUAUAUAUUUACAUCAACUUUAAGUAGUACAUAUAAGAUAAAUAUAUUAUUAUAUAUUUGAAAAGGAAGUUAUUUUGUUCGAGAGAGAAAAGAUUGAUCAGGUAUAGUUAAGCGCUUCAUCCCUUCAACAACCGUCAGAACGCAACUCAAACCACAACCAAACCGAUACCGACAGUUUUCUCGGCGAGGUGCCAACUUUUAGUUUUUCUCGUAAAAAUUAAAAAUUGCGCCGUAAAGCCGAUUCUUAUCAAACCCAACCAGAUUUAAACAGUAACGCAUAUUUCAGUUGGACCAAAAUAUAACAGUAUAUUGUAAAUAAUGUAUGUUUGAAACAUAUCUCGUUUAAGCAUGUGCUAGCUUUCGGAUCGUUGCGAAGUUAGUCGAAUUACUAGAGAAACGGUGGCGGUUGAAAGUAGCGCAUGCUUAAAACUAAACAUUCCAACCAAGUAUGUGCCAGAUUUUUUAUUCGCAUUCGCAACAAUUAGGAAACUGAAUUAUAGAAAAAAAAAAAAUACAGAGUCGUGAUCUCGGGCCCAAGCUUGGAUCAUUGGAUUGCUUUAAACUUACUGUAAUAUAUACAGUAGCGAAGCUCUGAGCUUCCUAAAUUUUAAGUAGCUUUAAGAUUUUUAACACUGUAUUUUUAAAUGUUUGUGUGUAACACUUUUGCGCUUGCCAGUUUGCAACGUCUACAAUUUUGACGAAUUUAUAUAACUUAUACAUAUAAAAUUGACGUUUUGGCUUAACUAUAAGAUGUAGUGCGUGAAGCCUAAAUUAUUUACUCGACGAAUCAAAAUUGAUCCAAACUUGCAACAAUGCGAGUGUACCACGAUCGUGCAAUUAUUAAUUAGUGGUUCUAUUAGCGAAGUCAUUAUUAUUUUUCUAAAUGUGAUACUCUGUUGUAAAGACAUCGUUCUCCAAUUUUUAAGUUUUUUUUUUGAGACGUGGUCCAAAACCUUCAAAGUAUACGUGUUAUUUUUAUUACUUGCAAUGUACGUAAUUAUCUCUCUACAAAUGAUUGCUUCAUAUCUUUAAUGAGGACCAUUUAAUUAGUUGCGUUGAUGUAAUUUGCACUUUUUGUCGAAACUCGUAAAAAAUGUACAAAAACAUUGAUUGCAUUUAUCGGUUGAUACGCGCCGCGCCACUAAACUUCCAAUUUUUAUUUUCCUUGCACUAGUGACGCAAAAAUAUGCUUGUAUACUUUCAGUUUGUUGCGAAAAUUUGUAUCUGGCAACAAGUAAAUUAUUCGACCCUUUCUGUACACAAAUUCGAACCAUUCCUUUUCGAGACAGUAUUUCCAUUAACACGAAACCACAACGGACCAGGGUCUUAAAAUCUUUGUUUUUUUUUUAAUAUAUUAAGUUUAUCAUUCCACAUUUUACGAGACUUUUACAAGACUUCUAGUUGCUAUUAUUCCUAAAUAUUUUUUUACACACAUAAUUUUACUGGUUUUUAUAUAUUGUUUAAUCAUACGUAUUUGUUAAUUAAUUUUAGUUUUUAAUUUAUAGAGCAGAUUUUACUUAAGUUGCUUUAGUUACAAAAACCUCCCCCUUGUACAUAGUUCGUCCCCUCCUCUAUUUUAGCGCACCUUGUCGUGUGCCUGCUGAAAGAAACAUUGAACCUCCAAGCCACACUUGUUUUAUUAGUUGUUUUAUAAUGACUUUUUUUGUGUUACGAGCUACAAUAUCGAACAAUAGUUAAAAUAAUCGACAAUUACCCACAUUAAACGCAUUUGUGAAGAGCUGGUUUCAUGUUUUUUUUUUGUUCGUUACAUAGAGGUGAUUUAUAGGCAUUUUGUAAGUGGGUGUUCUGUUUUUACUAUAUUUGUAAGUACUAGGUGUUUUUAUACGUAGUUAGUUAUUACUCGCAGAGAAAGUACACCCACCGCGUGUUAUAUUAAAGUAGUUAUCGCCUUCAUUUUUUUUUUAAUUCACGGUUCACUUGUACACUUUUCCAUUUACAUUAAGCGUAACGUAUGUAGAAAGGUAUUUAUAAAUAAUAAUCCAUACGACACUUACAGUACAACUGGGGUAUAUCCACUAUUUAUAGGUUUUUUUUUGUAAAGUUGCACACUAACAGGUGACGGCACUUACUAACUUAGUGUAAGGAAUAGGACGUAACAGUACGUAGCAAACGUAAGGUUCAAAGCUCUUCACAAAUGAGGUAGCAGACAGGUUCAAACAUGGGUUAUCAAUGGCAUAUUUCAAAAUAGGUACCUCGAAGCGUUUUCAUUGCACUUCUAUUUGCUUUAAAAAACCGAUAGUUUUAGUUAUAGUGCCUAAGUGAAACUGUUAUCAAUUUUUAAAGUUUAUUUUUACAAAUUACAUUCGCCCCCACGUAAACAACCCGCCGCUUUGCUUACGCGGGGAUUUGCCACAAUCUCGGGAUGAAAUCGUAGCUGUUUGUAUAAAGAAAAGCGCCAAAUUAAGAAGAAAAAAAAUUUCCUAAUUUAGACGAGUAAAAAUUAGCUCUACACACCAAAAAAGUGUCUUCUUGUUUUUACAUGUGAUUGGAAAAUUAUAAAAAGUGAAUAGACUGAAAAAUCAAAAGACUUGGAUUUAAAUCUUUUUUAAAAAUUUCAAAAUAUGCCGCUAUAACCUAUUUCAACAGCCACUUUGUUAAAUUUACUGGGACCAAAUAAAUUCAUAUCCGACAAAGUAUCAAAAAACCCGAUAUCACAUUUUUCGUUUUCGUUGUAUCGUACCAACCGCUGAAAGCGGUUGUAAAUUUUUCUUUUUCGAAUUGUUCCAUUUUUGACAAUAUGUUAGAGUUAACUUGUUUGUGACACGUGAACCGUCGACAAACGGUUAACGUGCGAAAUUUAUCACGUGUUAAUAUGAAAUGUGACUACAAUUGCCUUUUAGCAUUUAAAAUAUAUCAUCGGUUGUAUUUUGAUAUGUGAAGGAAUAAGGCUGGUAAAAGUGUGUAGACGCGUUAAGCGAAAAAAAUAAAAUAAAAAAUUGCGUGUGUCGUGUGUGACUUUUGGAGUUCGAUUUUGCCUAUUUAAAAUGUAACGAAAAA
Molecule: messenger RNA, 6915 nt
Organism: Photinus pyralis (common eastern firefly)
Lineage: Eukaryota; Metazoa; Arthropoda; Insecta; Coleoptera; Lampyridae
Gene: Eip93F
Product: mushroom body large-type Kenyon cell-specific protein 1
Exons: 4
Coding region: 137-3106 (989 amino acids)
Biological process (GO): regulation of transcription by RNA polymerase II
Cellular component (GO): nucleus
Molecular function (GO): DNA binding
Source: RefSeq, a predicted model, not a curated record